Molecule: messenger RNA, 1632 nt
Organism: Cimex lectularius (bed bug)
Lineage: Eukaryota; Metazoa; Arthropoda; Insecta; Hemiptera; Cimicidae
Exons: 12
Coding region: 232-1563 (443 amino acids)
Source: RefSeq, a predicted model, not a curated record
AAUUUUUGUAUAACUGAAAACUAUUGUUUACUUUUUCAAAUUUCCAGUCUGUAGCCUCAAAGGUUAAAGGUAUACUUAAACAGACGUGGUUUAUUAUCAAUACUACAGUUCGUUGGACUUUGAAAUUUGAAAUCCCUUGAGCACCUGCAUGUAUAUUCAGGUUUAAAUAUCGUUCUGUCUUCAUGAGCAUCUAGUCUGUUUUUUUCUUUUCGAAUCAAUAACCCAGGAAAUAUGGAGAAAUGUUUAUUGAUGAUUCAGGAAGACUCCAAAAGUCCAACCUGUCAAGCUGAUCUUAUGAACUUUAGCAGUCCAGAAGUACUGCCCAAACAAAUGCCAGUAGGAAUUGACAGUUCAAUUAUUAAGGAAUUUUCUGUGAACGGUUCAGACGACCCUUUUGAGUUCCACCUAGAGAAGGCAAUAACGAUGGGUAGAACCUAUAGUUUCAGGCAGACGAAUGCCAAUAAUUGUAAUGCGAAAAUAACAGGCACUCCUGAUUUUAAAAAUUCAAAUUCUCCGGUUUUUGUAAAGAAAAGACAAAGGCCAAGAUUCAGUUAUUGGGAUUCGUCGUUGGUAGAAAAAGAUGCAAGCUUUGACUUACUAAAUGAUACGAUUAAGUUUGAAAAUUCUGUAAUGAUAAAUUCUCCAUUGCAAAGAAGGCGCAGCCUAAGUGUUGAUAAUCUAACUUUUUCUUUACAUGAAAAGGACCCAGCAAUACCUUUUGAAUAUAUAAAAGCAGAAGCAAAAAAGAUCGCAGAGCUCAUUGAAAAAUCACAAUUUUUUAAUAGUAAACAGGAAGAAUCUGUUGAGAAAAUGUUGACUGAUGAAGUGCCUACUGGUUUGCAAAUUUCAACUUCGAGUGAAGAGGGAAUUGGUCUUCCUGAGGUAGUAAUUUUCAGUACAAAGAAGGACUCUAAUCCGGACAUAACUAAUAAAGCAGAGUACAUAAAAUAUAAGCAGUUUAUCUCUUCUCAUAACAAUUCCUCACAACAGAUUGCUACUUCAGAAUCAAAAACAACUAAUGACAAAGCUGAUGAAAAUACAUUAUUUGAUGAAGAUAAUAGUAGCAUUGAUGGACACAAACAAACUAAAACUUGUGUCAUUGAAGAAAAGGAAAAACUGUUAAAAAUGGAUCAUGCUAAACUGAAAUUACUUCAAAGAGACAUUGAAGAGGUGAAAUCGAAGCCAUUAAAACCGAUAAAGAAAAAAAAGGCCAAAGGCCCUGAGAAAAGAGGACCGCUAAAAGUCUUUGCACCACAUAAUUCACAAAUUUUAAACAAUACAAAUGCUUCAAGAAAACGAUUAAUAACUACAACUGAGAAUGCACCAUUUUCAAUUCCUAUGGCUACAUCUACACCUGAAUCGGAAAAAAUGCCUGUUUUAAAGAAACCAAAUACAAAUGCAACACAAAGUAAAAAAAGAAAUUUAAAGAUGGUCAAAACUCCAGUUGAGCUCAACCAUCCAUAUUCCCAUGCAAAAAUGAGUAUUAAGCUUGAUAACGUUAGUAAAAUAACAUCAAAGAAGCCUGUAGUUCCUUCAGCCAAAACUGAAAUUUUGAGGAAAUAGUCAACCUUACUGACUGUAUAAAACAGGUUUGGGUCAGCCGUUACAAAAUAAUAAAUGUAUACAAGUGUA